Hypomesus transpacificus is the source of this 2132-nucleotide messenger RNA. It is a transcript of the gene kcns3a, whose product is annotated as potassium voltage-gated channel, delayed-rectifier, subfamily S, member 3a. Gene Ontology annotation, biological process: protein homooligomerization; potassium ion transmembrane transport. The transcript is spliced from 2 exons. Gene Ontology annotation, cellular component: membrane; voltage-gated potassium channel complex. NCBI's taxonomy places the organism in Eukaryota, Metazoa, Chordata, Actinopteri, Osmeriformes, Osmeridae. Gene Ontology annotation, molecular function: voltage-gated potassium channel activity; protein binding. The record is from RefSeq and is a predicted model, not a curated record. Bases 276 to 1781 code for a protein of 501 amino acids.
GGUGUCGCGCGCUGUGUCCAACAGUUCGAGUCUAUCGCGCGGUGCACAGUGUACUUCAAGCUCAUUCAACACCAGAGAGUAGGAGACCUCGAGCGCUGCGAAAAGGACUCCAAUGUACUUGGAUUUCAAAAUGAUAUGAAACAUACUUGGUGAGAUUCUUAAAGGAAUACUGUAGGAUCAGAACCUUGGUGUCAAGACUAAUUCCCUCAAGCUGCUGCACACUCAUAUUCCCACGACUGUUUUCGUAUCCAUUCAACCUAUGGAUUUUCAGCAACAUGGGGUAUGGACAAAUCCUCCAUCGUUGUGGGAAUGAGGAGAACCAGGUCUACCUCAAUGUGGGAGGCAUCAGAUAUGAAGUCAACCAAGAGACUGUACUCCGCUUUCCUCACACACGCCUGGGCCAUCUGCUGCGCUGCCAAAAUGAAGAAGCCAUCCUGGAACUCUGUGAUGACUAUAGCCCCAUGGACAAGGAGUAUUACUUUGACAGAAAUCCUAGAGUCUUCCUAUGUGUUCUCAACUUCUACCACACAGGACAUAUCCAUAUGAUGGAGGAGUUGUGUGUCUUCUCAUUCACUCAAGAGAUUGAGUACUGGGGCAUUCAGGAGCUUCACUUGAGUUCUUGCUGUAGCAAUUGGUACCAAGAAAGGAAGGGGUACAUUGAGGACAGGGACUGGGACAUCAGAAGUGAUGAGCAACAGGUGCCAAGCUUCGACUCGUCUUUUGAGGAGCUCUCGGCCUUGGAUAAGGACAUGGCCAAGUUCAAGGACGCCUGGUGUGCAGAGAUCAGAAGUUACAUGUGGCUGAGGCUAGAGGACCCAGGUUAUUCAUGCGCUUCAAAGGUCAUUGCUGUGGCGUCUCUCAGUGUGGUGCUGACUUCCAUUGUAGCCAUGUGCGUCCAUAGUAUGCCUGAGUUCCAGCUGGUGGAUGAGAAUGACAGACCUGUAGAAGACCCUGUUCUGGCGAUCCUCGAGGUUGUUUGCAUAGUCUUCUUCUCACUCGAGUUUAUCAUCAGGCUCAUCGUAGCCCCUUCUGCCAAAAAGUUUCUAGGGAGUCCUUUAAACAUCAUCGACGUUGCCUCCAUUCUACCGUUCUACGCCACAUUAGCAUUGGAGACUGUGGACGAGGAAAACGCAGAGGAGAAUGAGGACCUGGAGAACAUGGGUAAGGUGGUCCAGGUUCUACGACUGAUGAGGGUCUUCAGGAUCUUGAAGCUGGCCAGACACUCUGUUGGUCUGCGGGCACUGGGUGCCACAGUCCGCCACAGCUACAAUGAGGUGGGACUGCUUCUGCUCUUCCUCUCAGUGGGUAUCUCCAUCUUCUCUGUGCUUAUCUAUUCCGCUGAGAAGGAAGAGGAGGGCACCGAACUAGGCACCAUCCCCGUUGGCUGGUGGUGGGCCACCAUUACCAUGACCACUGUGGGCUAUGGUGACACCUGCCCUGUAACGUUGCUGGGGAAGCUGGUAGCCACUCUUUGUAUCAUCUGUGGUCUUUUGGUUGUCGCCCUGCCCAUCAGCAUCAUCUUUAACAAGUUCUCCAAAUACUACCAGAGGAACAAAGCCAUAGAUGAGGGCCAAUGCCUGAGUAAGCCUGAGAGACAGGACCCAGACCUCCCAUAUUACAACAUAAGAGACCUGUAUGCCAACAGCUUCUACCCUUUUAUGGGAGGCAUCUCCUUUGGGAGCAGUAAGAGCAGUGCUGGGGAUGAAACGAAUGCCUUUAGUCUUCAAGACAUAGAGGAGGUGUGUGGCACUGACACUUGUAAAAAUGGGCCAGCAAAAUGAGUCUUGUGACUGUUUACAUCAUCUGUCUUUACUCGUUUAGAAGGUCACCACACUGGGAAGUACAGUGCAGUUCUCUUCCAUCAUUACCUCUCUGUCUGUCUUCCUUUCAAAACCUGUUGAAGAUGUGUGCCUGUGGAAUUUAGGGCUCACCAAAAGACAUAGAAAGUGAGGGAAAUUCUCACAUUUUUGCUAAGAGGUUUCUGCUCAUGCUAAUGUAUCUGGUGCAUGUAUGGUUUUGAAGUAUUUAAGGGUUCUGAGUUAAGGGUGAGAUAUACAACGUCGAAAAACAGAAAAUAUAUAUUAUUGUACAUAAGGGAUGUAAUGUAUUAUGUAGAACGGUUCAUUACUUUG